AUGUUAAAGCCAGAGCUUAUUCCCUUUUUGUAUUCUAAUGUAUUUUUACUGGUAUUUACAGUACUUGUUUGUUUUUUCCUGUUGGAUUUUGUGAAGAGAAAAAAGGGCCCACGGUUUCCUCCGGGUCCAAGAGGAGUGCCAUUUCUAGGUAACAUUCUACAGGUUGACUUCAGCCAUCCAAUGGUCUUUUUCAAUCAGGUGAAGCAAAAGUUUGGAGACAUUGUUAGUGUGCAGUUCUUCUGGCACAAGAUUGUAGUGCUGAAUGGAUUUGAAUCAAUGAAGGAAGCCUUGAUCAAUAGAUCUGAGGAUAUAGCAGAUCGUCCCCGUUUUCCUCUCUUUGAGAAGUUAGGAUUCACAGACAACACAAAAGGAUUGGUAAUUAUUGGAUAUGGGAAAUCCUGGAGAGAACAAAGGAGGUUCACACUGUCCACAUUAAGAAACUUUGGAAUGGGAAAAAAGUCCCUGGAGGAGAGAGUGGCAGAAGAAGCUCAGUGUCUAUGCACUGCAUUUAAAUCCUACAAAGGUCAUCCAUUUGAUCCUCAUUACCUCAUUGAUAAUGCAGUUAGCAAUGUCAUCUGUUCCAUAACAUUUGGAGAUCGAUUUGAAUAUGAUGAUGCAAAAUUUCAAAAACUUCUACAUCUACUGGAUGCAGCCUUAGAGUCUGAUUCUGGAUUUAUGGCCCAGGUUCUAAAUGAAAUUCCUUGGCUGUUGAAUAUUCCAUGGCUAGCUGAUUUUGUUCUUAAACCAGAUCGUGAUGCAAUGGCAUUCUUAAAGGAAAUAAUUUCAGAACACAAGAACACCUAUAACCCCAAUUAUAUUCGUGAUUUCAUUGAUGCUUAUUUACUAGAAAUGGAAAAGGAAAAGGAGAGUGAGUCUAGUUUUACUGAAAGGAAUCUCUUGUAUUCAACAUAUGAUUUAUUUACUGCUGGGACAGGGACUACAAGUACCACCUUGAGGUGGGCACUAAUAUACAUGCUUUUGUACCCCAACAUCCAGGGUAAGUAACAAUACUUGUCCAUAAAGGAACAAAUAUGGUGCACUACUCAAAUACCAUAAAAAAUUACGUAAAGUGACAUAAAUCAUAUGAAAUGCUAUCAAUAGUUUGCUAAAAUGACAAAAAUCUCAAACAGUGCAACAGUGCAAAAAUAAUCAAAAACUGGACCAAAAUGGUCUACAUUAUAUAAAACAAAUAACAUGCUUGCAAAUUAUAGCUCAUACAAUAUAGUGCUUGAUAAAUGUGUCCAACUAAGUGUUGUGAUGGAAAUCAAAUGUGUCAAUUGUGAAUCCUCCACAACAGAUAUGAAGCCUGUACACAGGAUGUUUUCAGCAUCCACUAGUUCAAUAAGAUGAACUUUUGUCUUUUUUUUCAGCCAGACUAACUAUUAGAGAUGAGCGAAUCGAAGUAGGCGAAGUGGAAUUCGCUUCGAAUAUUAGAAAAAUUCGAAAUUUUUCCUAAAAU
This is a messenger RNA of Staurois parvus, 1459 nucleotides long. Lineage: Eukaryota; Metazoa; Chordata; Amphibia; Anura; Ranidae. The record is from the annotation of a GenBank genome assembly.